Molecule: messenger RNA, 207 nt
Organism: Exophiala oligosperma
Lineage: Eukaryota; Fungi; Ascomycota; Eurotiomycetes; Chaetothyriales; Herpotrichiellaceae
Exons: 1
Coding region: 1-207 (68 amino acids)
Source: RefSeq, a predicted model, not a curated record
AUGACCACUCAACCUCCUCGAGCAAGUAUAUGGCUCGGUCUAGCCCAGCUCAUUCUACCCAGAGAGUACAAUCGCAUCGAAGAAAUUCGUGCACUCAGGCAAGAACGCAAGAAGAAACAGAAAACCGAAGCGGAGACGAAAGCUGCCGCCGUCGACAACGAAACUUCAGGAGAGGAGGACGUCGCAGUGACUCCGGCUCAGGAAUGA